CGAAAGGGGCACGAUUUCACCAAUAACUAUUUUUUAGAUAUGAAGACCCUCUUCAAAAUAUUUUUUGCUCAUCCGCGUCAUGAAAUCCUACCAAUUAUUGAGAAACAAGACGAAUUCUAUCCAUUUGAAGAAAAGCUUAAAAAUUUGUAUUUGAACAAAAAGUCUAAAAAGGAAACUGAACUGAAGAAAUACGAGGAGAUUAUGAGUAACUCAACCAAAAUUUUAUUAAACCAUAUUAACCUAAAAAAGAUGAAAGUGGAUGAUAGCAUGAAACAAGUCUAUGAUUUACUUUUGAAGAGGAUUGAUGCAUUCAGUGGCAGACGUCUUCUAAAUGAUGAUUAUUAUAGCUAUUUCAAAACAGUAUGCGAUUUGACUAAACAACCAGUUCUCAAUGAAGAAAAUUUCGAUAGAUUGAUUACAAUUAUUGAGAAUCUUCUGAUACUUUUUGAAUUUAAAUCAGCUUAUGCGGUUGAAUUUGGACAAAAAUUGCGCGAAACGGAUACUAAAACGCAAAAAUGUUUGAAAAAUCUGAUAAAUUUGAAAUUGGAGAAUGAAGGACGAACAUAUAAAGGAUUGAACUCUACUCUGCGCUCAAAUGAUGGUGAAGAAAUGCCAGCAAAUCAAGAUGCACGGCUAAAAAUAAUGUUAACUAAGCAGGGUUAUUUUAAAAAAUUGAGGGAGAUAAUGGAAAUUGCUAUGCUUAUGGAGGGGGAACAUGAAUAUUCUUAUUGGUUACAAAAAGAACUUCAAGCAGUACAUAAAAAAGGAAAUAUUACUGGAGUUAUCAAAUUUCUAUUCCUCCAUAUUGAUAAGGAUAUGGGCAAAAUUAUGGAGCUUUAUAAAAAAGAUGAGUUAGAAAAAGAUUUGAAAAUGUUUGAAAAUCGUUUCUAUGGAGUUAAUAAUUUUCUUAUGGCUUACAAGCAAAUUUUGAGUCAAAUUCAAGAUGAAAGCAAAAACUGCUAUACUGUAACUGAAAAGGAGCAUAAAUUGUUGAGCGAAUUGGAAACUUUGGAAUUGAAAGAUGAUGCAAAAUACUCCCGGAUAUAUAAAUUGCUGCUAGAAUUGAUCAAUACAAUAUUGAAAAAAUACAAUGGAAAUUUUCCUGAAAUUCCGGUAGAGGAUAGCGAAGAACUCGAUUUAAGAGAGGAGGUGGUAACACCAAAUAAAGAAGCAGAACUUGGAGACUUAAUUAGAAGUUUGAUCGAAAAAUAUUUGUAUAAUGUAAAUUUAUCGGACCUGAAUUUUCGAGGUCUUUUUAGCGAGUUAAGAACAAAUUUGGUUAGUGAAGAAGAAAAGGAAAACAUAUUGAAAGAAGCUAACGGAUAUAGAAAACUUGAACAUAAAAAGGAGGUUGAUAUAUUUAAAAGAACGAAGAAAAUGAUCGAGUUUAUUGGAAAAGAAAUUGUAGAUUUUAAAAAGAAGUUGAAUGAUUUUAAAGAUGAACUGAUAAUACAAAAAGUGAAAAUCUCUGAAGACGAUAAAAUGUUUCAUGAUAAAAUUGAAAUAUUUCAAGCAGUAGUAGACAAACUUAUACAGAAAUAUUUAAGUCCUUUUAUCGAUAUAAUUAGUUUUGGAGAUAUUGGAAGGUUGAGUGAGACUAUAAUAAACGAUGAAUUUACGAAAAUGAAAAUGUUUAAUCAGCCAAUCUUGGAAAAUUCGAUUCAUUCAAUUCAUCAGGAAGGUGAAAUUAGCAAGGAAGCUGAAAUACAUGAAAUUGAACCCGAGAUACAUGUAGACAAUGGAGUUAGCAAUAGCGACAUUCCGACGCCUUUGCAAGCGGAGAUUCAAGACAACGAGUCAGUCAAUGGUGAUGAUUUUCCAGUUACGGUUUCUGAACAUGAAAAGGUAGUUUUUAGCCAUAUAGAAUUAAGAAAAAAACAUCGGGAAAUGGAUAUUACUGAACAGAGUAGGUGAUAAUUUUUGAAAAAAAUACAAUGAAACAUCGGAGUCUAAGAAAAUAGAAAGAAGUAUUUGGGGACUUAAAAUACAAUCGAAGGCCUUAAUCUCAUAUAUA
Messenger RNA from Meloidogyne enterolobii, 2014 nucleotides. The record is from the annotation of a GenBank genome assembly. NCBI's taxonomy places the organism in Eukaryota, Metazoa, Nematoda, Chromadorea, Rhabditida, Meloidogynidae.